Metarhizium album ARSEF 1941 is the source of this 1110-nucleotide messenger RNA. RefSeq names its product dihydroceramide delta(4)-desaturase. Gene Ontology annotation, cellular component: membrane. Gene Ontology annotation, biological process: ceramide biosynthetic process. The record is from RefSeq and is a predicted model, not a curated record. Bases 1 to 1110 code for a protein of 369 amino acids. NCBI's taxonomy places the organism in Eukaryota, Fungi, Ascomycota, Sordariomycetes, Hypocreales, Clavicipitaceae. Gene Ontology annotation, molecular function: sphingolipid delta-4 desaturase activity. The transcript is spliced from 3 exons.
AUGCCAGCCAACGGCUCCGCCACAGCCACGAGGAUGCCCGAGAGCAAAUCCGCCCCCGCGGCCAGUCAAGAUACCACCAACCCCAAGCAUGACUUCUUCUGGACCUACACCGAAGAGCCGCACCGCACUCGUCGACUGGCCAUCAUCAAGGCCCAUCCGGAGGUCACAAAGCUGUGCGGCCCCGAACCUCUGACCAAGUACGUCGUGCUCGGCGUCGUCAGCCUCCAAAUCGUCCUCGCCUACCUUCUCCGGUCGACGUCAUUUUGGUCUUGGAGGUUCUGGGCAGUAGCCUACGUGUUUGGCGCAACCGCGAACCAAAACCUAUUCCUGGCCAUCCACGAGAUCUCGCACAACCUGGCCUUCAAGAGCCCAAUGGCCAAUCGACUAUUCGCUAUCGUCGCCAACCUGCCCAUCGGAGUCCCCUACAGCGCCGCAUUCCGCCCUUACCACUUGACGCACCACAAAUCCCUCGGCGUCGACGGCCUCGAUACCGACCUCCCCACCGCCCUCGAGGCCUUCUUCCUCGACUCCAUCCUCGGAAAGGCCUUCUUCUGCACCUUCCAGAUCUUCUUCUACGCCCUGCGGCCCAUGGCCGUCUACCGCAUCCCCUUCACGUGGGUCCACUGCCUCAACCUCGCGGUCCAGCUCGGCCUCGACGCCCUCGUGGUGCACCGCGCGUCGUGCAACGCCCUGCUGUAUCUCCUCCUGUCCUCCUUCCUCGCCGGCAGCCUCCACCCCCUGGCCGGCCACUUCAUCGCCGAGCACUACGUCUACGAAACCGUCACCCCCACGCAGAGGGACCCCGUCAACAUGGUGCCCGUGCCCGAGACCUUCUCCUACUACGGGCCCCUCAACUGGUUCACCUACAACGUCGGCCUGCACAACGAGCACCACGACUUCCCCGCCAUCCCCUGGACCAGGCUCCCCGCCGUCCACGACAUGGCCAGGGAAUUCUACGAGCCGCUGCCCCGCCACGAGAGCUGGGUCUACGCCAUUUGGAGGUUCAUCUGGGACGAAAACGUCGGCUUGAACUGCCGCGUCAAGCGCAGGGACGGCGGCCGGCUGGUCGGCGGCGCCAUCAACUGGAAGGAGAAUGAGAUCCAGGCCUGA